Messenger RNA from Papaver somniferum (opium poppy), 2826 nucleotides. RefSeq names its product U-box domain-containing protein 44-like. Gene Ontology annotation, molecular function: protein binding. The transcript has 3 exons. Lineage: Eukaryota; Viridiplantae; Streptophyta; Magnoliopsida; Ranunculales; Papaveraceae. The record is from RefSeq and is a predicted model, not a curated record. The coding region runs from base 265 to 2679 and encodes 804 amino acids.
ACGUGGCAGUACCUGAUUGGAUCCAUGUAACCACGAGGCCAGUUACAACUUCCACUUGGAGAAAACAGAUGAAAAUCUGUUUGAUUGUCUGUGUCAAAAAGACUUGUUCUUCAAUUCUAGUUGUCAAUAGUUAUUACAUCACCCUUUUUAAUACUAGGUGAAGAAGGUUUUAUAAGUCAUUCUCUUCUCUGUCUGUCAUAGGAACUCAAUAGAAGGGUUUCAGAAAUUCUCUCAAACAUACUGGAAUCACUACAGUAUUCUCUCAUGGAAAAAGAUAUUCAACCAGAAACAGGUUUGUUUUCUGAAUUUUCAGUAUACUUGGAGAGAAUAAUUCAAGUACUCAACGAUUUGAAGGAUAAUAACAACAUCAACGACACGAUUCCAGUUUGUAAAAUAGUAGAAUUGCUUGGGAAAGAGCUUGAAAAGUCUUUCACCUUACUUGAUAAUUCAAAUGAAAUCACUUCGACGACAGCGAAACAGAUUGAAGAACAAACUCAUAAUCUUGGUAGCUGUUUAGGCCUACUUCUUUUGACAAUUCGUCAUGUAGGGACUGAGAUUAGAGAAGAAAUUGGGGUUUUACAUAUGGAAAUGAUGAAUGUUAGGUUCGAAGAAGUUAGUAUUGAGAAUGAAUUGGAAGAGGAGGAGGUAAAGGAAGAAGCUCAGAAUAAGGAUGAUAAAAUUGAGAAAAUCAUUUUUGAUUUUGAUGAUGUUGUAAUUCAGAUUAAAUACGGUAACGACGAGGAACUGAAAUUCGCCUUGUUAGCUUUUAGUACACUUGUUGAAAACAGAAUGAUUGGUAAUGAGUGGAUUGUUGAUCAAGGAGUUGUUCCUCUUUUAGUAAAGCGAUUAGGGUCUGCUAAGCAAGAUAAUAGAUUAAGUAUACUUUUAUUGCUUAGAAGCUUGGCGGUUGAGAAUGGCGUUAACAAGGAGAAGAUGGCCGAUGUCGAGUCUUUAACGAAUCUAGUAAAAUCUCUUGCACGAAAUGUUGAGGAGAGUAGAGAAGCUGUAGGACUACUGCUUCAUCUUUCAGAAAUUGUUGAAGUUCGUCGACGAAUAGGAAGAAUCAAAGGGUGUAUAAUUAUGUUAGUAGCACUACUUAAUGGCGAAAACCAAGUUGCUUCGUGUGAUGCAGGGAAGUUACUGAAUGCUCUGUCUAGCAAUACCCAAGAUGUUCUUCAUAUGGCCGAGGCUGGUUAUUUCAGACCCUUGGUUCAUCACCUUAAAGAAGGCUCUGACAUGAGUAAGAUUCUAAUGGCCACUGCACUAUCAAGAAUGGUGCUUACAGACCAAAGCAGAGCUUCCCUCGGAAAAGAAGGAUCAAUUGCUUAUCUUGUGAAAAUGUUUAGUUCAGGGAAACUUGAAGCAAAGGUGUCGGCUUUGGGUGCAUUACAAAAUCUAUCUACUUUGGCUGAGAAUGUUCGACGUCUGGUUCGGUCAGGCAUUGUACCAACUCUUCUAAACCUACUUUUCUCAGUGACUUCUGUUCUCAUGAGUCUUCGUGAACCAGCAUCGGCUAUUCUUGCAAGAAUCUCCCAAUCAGAAUCAAUUCUCAUUAACCUCGACGUGGCUCAACAGAUGCUUUCUCUUCUAACUUUAUCACAAUCAAUGGUUCAAUAUCAUCUCUUGUGUUCACUAAAUAGCAUUGCCAGCCAUUCUACUGCAUCCGAAGUGAGGGAUCAACUGAAAGAAAAUGGUGCUAUUCAGCUUCUUCUACCCUUCCUAACUGAAAACAAGACCGAAAUCAGAAUGGGAUCCUUGAAUUUGCUUUACAAUCUUACUAAAGAUCCGCCAGAUGAUUUAACAGAACAACUUGGAGAAAACUACAUCAAAAUCAUAGUAAAUAUUACUUCGAUAUCAACCUCUGAAAGUGAAAGAGCUGCUGCAUUUGGCGUAUUGAGUAAUUUCCCGGUCCCCGACAAAAAGGCAACAGAUAUACUCAAGAAGGCGCAUAUUCUUCCCAUUAUGAUCUCCUUUCUAAACAUACAUACCAAAACUUCAGCCCCCAUGAACAAGUGGUUACUGGAGAGUAUGGCAGGUAUACUAAUAAGGUUCACAGUUCCUUCAGAUAAGAAAUUGCAACAACUUUCUGCUAAUGAAGGGAUCAUUCCUUGGCUUGUGAUGUUACUAUCAAUCGGGUCUCCCAUUGCUAAAUCCAAGGCAGCAACUUCAUUAGCUCAGCUUUCACAAAAUUCAUUAACACUGAGCAAGUCCAAAAGUCCAAAGUGGUCGUGUGUUCCUCCUCCUAGUGAAUUUUGUCAAAUUCAUGACGGAUAUUGCUGUGUUAAAACUUCGUUUUGUUUGGUCAAGUCUGGUGCAAUUUCUCCAUUGGUUCGCAUAUUGGAAGGCAAGGAGAGAGAUGCAGAUGAGGCUGUUCUUAGUGCUCUUGCGACGAUGAUGCAAGAUGAAAUAUGGGUAAAGGGAAGUGACGAAAUAGCUAAAGCAUCAGGUGUUGAAGCUCUUAUAAGAGUUCUUGAAAUAGGUACUAUAAAAGCUCAAGAGAAAUCUGUCUGGAUGUUGGAGAGAAUUUUUAGAGUUGCAGCUCAUAGAGUUAAGUAUGGGGAACUUGCUCGUGCGAUUCUUAUCGAUCUUGCACAAAAUGUAACUCCAAAGUUAAAAUCAAAACUAGCUAAGAUAUUGGGACAUCUUGAGUUAUUGCAAAUGCAAUCAAGCUACUUCUGAGCUCCCAAACUUUUUAUUCUCAUGGUUUAGCCAGCUAUAGAGUGAAGUAUAUCAUGUGGAAUGCCAAUAUUUGAUCAACUGGCUCCGUAGCUAAACAUAGAACUUAGCUGUGUUGCUGGUUGAAUUUACAGGAGAUCCCAAAAAGAA